AAUAUUUUUACCGUUUCUUGUUUCUUUCUUAGGAAGAGUGGGAAUUGCGCAUGUUGGAUUUGCCUCUGAUGACGAUUGAUAAGCACUCCGCUUACUAAGGCUAAGGCGUCAAAGGAUGAUGGGAUAUGCAGCAUAAAAAAUCACAUCCCCCCAUCAUUGUGCCUGGAGUUUUACCAUCCAACCUUGAUAAAUACCAGUGGAAACUUCAAGUACUUGCACAGAAAGAAAUGUCUUUAUAACACAUUCAUUGUUAUAAUAAUUGAAGUCCUUGAAAUAUCUGUAUAUGCGAGUGGAACAUGGAGUCAGCAGAUACAAGGUCUCUGUUAUCUAAUGAUAAUCACGAUGUUUCAAAUGUUAGUCGCAAAGAUUCUGUCCUGGGCGGGAACUCUUCCCCUGACUCAAGUAGAGUUACAGGGAUCCAAAAUUGUUUCGUUGUUGACCUGAAUAAGAACAAGUGGUGUAUCAGCAGGGAAGGACUAAAAGCAAGUUCUGAGAAGUCACCUCAAAGUUUAUCCUCUAAACUUAAUCAUAGCUCAUCAUUAGACUCUCCCUUUGUCAUUAAGCUGGAUGAUGUAAAAGGGAACACAACAGCUCAGGAUUUAGGGAUUUGUGAGAGCUAUGGCCAAGGUGAAAAGCGUACAGAGCAAAGUGAAAGUGAGCAUGACUUUGGUGUCUGUUCCCAAUCUGAAACAAACGGCAUUUCCACCACACCUAGUUUGCCUUGUGAAGAUUUGCAGAUUGAUUUGAUAUCUAGUGAGUCCAGUAGUUCUGUUUUAUCAGCAACUGAUGUGGAUAGCAUUAACGGUGCAAGAAUAAUUGAUACAGAGAAAAGCUCAGAUUUUCAACCCAUCAUUCUAGAUGUUCGAGGUUCAUGUUCUGAUAGCAUUUUUGACAUGCCAGAAGACUCUGACAACCCUUGGUUAAAUGAUACAAGUGUUCCGCCUAAGACUUCUAGUUACAUUGGUCAGGGAGCUGUUGAUACAGUGUCAAACAUUACAACAAAUACCCAGGAUGCAUCAAUCAAUGUAGAUCAGUCUUCAAUGACUCUUAAGUCACAGUCAGAAAAAGCAGAGCAAGAAAUUGCAUAUUCAGAUCGUAGUAGACUAAAAACUUUGUUAAAUUUAGCAGAAGCCAUUACUUUGUCCAGUGAAGGCUCAAGCACAUGCAAUUCUUUUGUGACAACUAAUUCAUCUUGUCAAACAGACAUCAUUCCUGUAAGCUAUGGCAAUCCUGUUGUAAGUAGUCCUCUUCCAAAAGUGUCCAGUAAUUUGAAUUCAUCAAAAGUAUGUGUCGUACCUGAACCUGAAAUCCCGAAACUAGAUAGACAGGCUACUCAUUCUAUACCAAAAGGAAAUAGUUCAAGUGUUCCGGCCAAGAAUAUUAUACGAUCCAGCCCUACUGAGAGUCAUGUGAUAAACAGUGAAUCUUCAUUCAGUCAUGAUAAACUGUCUGUUAAUAGUACAUUGGCUAUAACUAAAUUAAGCAAAAAUCAGUCUAGCAACUUGUCUGUUACAACUGAACUCACACCCGCAGAAAGGGUUCAGCGAUUUGUGGAUACAGCUCUUGCAAGAUUGACGAUUAAUAUCAAAUAUUUAAGAAAUAGUGAUGUAUUGAAAUUAAAAAAAUUACCUAUAGUCUCAGAGUUACAGAAUAGUUGCACAGAUUUCAGAUGCCUUGUUUGUAAAGAAUGUUUUCAGUUACAGGAUGGAUUAGAUAGCCAUUACAAGCGCACCUCCUUCUAUCUAAAGUAUGCCUGCCGUGUUUGUGGGAAAUCACUUUUGUUUUACAAUAAGUGUCAGUUACAUUUACACGUAAGAAACCACAAGCCAGAAACCAGUGUUCUUUACAAUGACGUUGUCUCACUGAUACCUUAUGACCCUGAAACAAGUCCUGUCGGUGCCGCCUCAGGAAGUGGCUCGACAAAAAAUGCCAGGGUUUUUGUAACAGCAAGUCCUAGCAAAAGGAAGAAUUGUGAGCAGUUAGAUCAAAAUAAAAAAAAAGUUUGUGAUAAACAGUACACAAAAAAAUGCUUUCAUUGCAAUAUGUUUUUGCAUAGCGCUACUGCUUUUGAAACUCACUGCAGGCUCCACGAAGCUGAGCCUUCCAACUAUGCCUGCCCUGAGUGUGGAGAAACCAAUUUUAAUUUUAAGGAAAGUAGCAGCCUUGAAAGUAAAAGACAAAUUGUGUUUGAUCAUGUGGACAAGUGUCAGCAUUUCAACAGAGUGGAUGAGAUUCGAUGUGAGUGUCAAGAAACGAGUACUGACAACCAACAGAUGGUGCAGCAUUACUUGGAUAAGCACUUGAGUACUUUAUACAAGUGUCAGUUGUGCAAUCUAAGAUUCAGCACACUUGCGAAAGCUGUGGUGCACCACACCAAAGUGCAUUAUUAUAUAUCUGCACGAAUCAUGUCAAUUCUGGUUUGCUCAUUGUGUGAUGUAUUUUUAAACAACUCGAAUAUCCUGAAAAUUCAUGCUGAAAAUCAUGUAAGACAAAUGCAUUUCAAAGCUGCAGAGUCAAAGUGGCAGUGUUUCCUCUGCCCUACAGUAUUUGCUGACAAAGAAGAGCUAGAUAAACAUUGCAACAGUCAACAUACACACAAAGCAAAGCGUUGCACAAUCUGUUUUGCUUUGUUCUCCAAUAGGAAAAAUUUGGUUGACCAUAUAUUGCUGAAGAAGUGUGCUUUCUCACCUAGUACUUGCUUUGAACAGUGUGUAGAUGUAGAAAGACCAGUAGCCCGCGUUGACUACAAUCGGCAUUUUAAGUUUUUUACCUUACCUGGCAGCUCAACCUCUUCUGCAGCAUAUGUAAGGAUCGCCCCUAAAGAUGGGCCUAGUCUUUCUUCUUCUAAUGCAGUCAGUAUUUUAAAUAGUGUCAAAGACACAAGAGGUUCAGCAAAUUCUUUGAGUGUUUCUAAGCAACAGAAUGUCAACAGAAGUAGUCAAGACAAUGAGGCUUCUCAUUCUAAUCCGCAGCAAUCUCUGCUGAAUGUCCACAUGGCACCAAAAAGUACAAGAGCUUCUGGCUCUGCAGACCAUCCAGUGAUUGUCAACAAGAAACUAACUUUUCAAAAGUCAGGAGCGAUAAUUAUUAGCCAGGCUGCAGACAGUUCAAAGCCCCACUCCAAGGAUGAAUCAAAUUUAAAUUUAUAUGAAUGUGAGCAAUGUAAAGCAUACAUAAUUGGUAAAAGCACUUAUGAAAAACAUCUGCAAAACCACAUUCCUAGCCAGUUGAAAAAGUAUUCUCAGAAUACUAGUACGCCACCAUCUUCUCUUAGCCAACCUAAUAAAUCUCAAGAUCUUUUUCUUCAAUGCCACCAAUGUAGAAUAGUUUUUAUAGGUCAAAAUAGGUAUGACGACCACAUCAAGAAUCACAUCAAGAAAGGUGACCUACUGGCAUCCCUAAAUGAAACUAAGUGUGUUAUCUGCAAGAGUCAGGUUCUGAACUCUAUGCUUUUGUCACAUUUAAAGAGCCAUCAAACCGAAGGGACUAUAGUCUGUGCACGUUGCCAGCGCACAGAUUUUGAAACUAUGGAAAUGGCAGUUAAUCAUGCUAACCAUUUCUGCGGCUACACUAUAAUGACUGGGAUUGGGGUCAGUGUCCAGAAGAGUGGUGCUAAAAGACGCGCACAGACCACUGAAAAGCAGAGCAAUGAUGCUGAGAAAGACAAAGCAAUAAACUUUAAAAAAGUAAAUAAGAACAACGAAGCCUCAUUAUUUCCAUGUCUGCUGUGUGGUUUGGCUUUUUUAAACUUGGAAGCAAGAGAUGAACACAUCAGCCGCUUGCAUGAUGGCAUCAGGGUCAUCUACCGAUGCCUUAAGUGUCAAAAGAAAGAUGUGAAUAAGACAUUUUCUAAAAAAGAAUCAGUCGUGCGUCACCUGGUUAAAAAACACCGGGUGGUUAAAAAGGCCUCGGUAGAUAAGUUUAUUAAAGUAGAGGAAAGAAAUGCUAGCAGUGGGCAAACGAUCCCUGAAUUCCAGAGCUCUGUUUCUUCGCCAUCCCUUCCUCCCAAAAGAUUGCGUCUUGCAGAUAAUGGUGAUUACAUGUGUGGUAAGUGUGGAUUUUCUUGCUCAUCAUCUGCAGAGUUUUCCCAGCACAUUCAGACCCACAAUGCAGACAAGCAGCCGCAAUGUCCAGAGUGUGGCCUGUGUUUCGUUGUUGUGUCUGCUCUUAAAAAACAUUUGUUUGCAGUUCAUAAAAUAAAAAAUGUGGACAACUACCUGAAAAGUAAAGAAAUUAGUGUGGAACAAUUAGACGAAGAGGAACCUAUCAUAGAAGUUUUUCCACUGCCUUUGCCUCCAAAGGUAGAGUGCCCUUCCCCCGUCACUGUAAAAAAAGCUGUAAAUCCACUGGAGUGCACGGUCUGCUACAAGGUGUUUGACAAUGAACCCAAUUUAAAGACUCAUAUGAGAAACCAUGGAAUGGCUUUCAUUAGGUCAAAGAGACUUAAAAUAGAUUAAGACCAGAAAAUCUAUAGGGUGAGAUUAAAAAAAAUAAUUUUUCAGAAUCAAAUUUCUGUUAUUUCUACAGGAGUAGUUUCUUGGUCAACAUAUCUGUUAGUAAAACAGAUGCCACAUUGUCAUUAUAAUAAUCACAUUUCAUCCAUGAUGGAUGUUGAUGUUUUAUCUUUGCUUUAACAAGCACACAUUGGUUCUGUAGCACUAUUAUCUGCUAUUACUACACAUUUUUUGGCUUACAAACUUAUUGUUUUGGUUGCUAUCCUUUUUUUCUCGUAACUUGGAGCACUAACACAAAGGCUCCAUGCCACAAGAAGGGAUCAUGGGUGUUGAUUCUGCAUUGCUUGAGGAAAGUAUCUGUCUGUUGUGUUGACAUCUUGAGAAUGCUUCCCAAGACACAGCUCCUCAUAGAAAAGACAGCAUGUCCAGCCUAUCCUAGAUGGGACCUUUUUACUAUACAUACAGAUACUGUUCAUGUGUGGCAUGUUUAGGAUUCUAAAGUCAUGAUUAUGAUCAAAUCAAUUCUUCACUUGGUGUACAUGCCUCUAAAGACAUUGAAGUCAUUCGAUGUAACAGGAAUACAAGAUCCUGCCACAUUAAACUGACUACAACAUAUGUAGAUCCUCAACUAAGUUGAUAAGCUUGACCAUACUUGUUCUUGAAGUCUGCCAAAGGCAGCUCUAGCACAUUGCAAAAGAAGUCUAACUCAACAUCUAGUAUGAAAAUUGCAUUUACUCAUUAGCUUGCUCAUUCAGUGUUUCCUUGAAAACAUAUUAUGAUCAGAAAUAAGAUAAAGAAAAUAAUAUUCUCAGUAUUAAAGCACUAGAGAAUUCCACAAAAUUUUUAAUUAAUGUACAUUAGGAUCGUCAAGCUGACAUCACAAUGGUCCUGAGUUGUAACCCUGCCUACUGUCCUGCAGAAUGUCUGGGAUAUGAUCUUAUAUAAUAUUUUAUUGAUGAAUGCAUGAGUAAAGCUUACAUGUUAAGUCAAUGAAAAAUUACUAGACUAGUUGAAAAUAAUAACUUGUAAGAGCUGUUUUUUCUCUAAACAGUGAUAGACUGUUUCUCUAAACAGUGAUUUAUUAUAGACUGUUUCUCUAAACAGUCAUAGACUGUUUCUCUAAACAGUGAUAUAUUAUAGACAGUUUCUCUAAACAGUCAUAGACUGUUUCUCUAAACAGGGAUAGACUUUCUCUAAACAGUGAUAGACAGUUUCUCUAAACAGUGAUAGACUGUUUAUCUAAACAGUGAUAUACUGUUUCUCUCCACUCUUAUCUUUUCACAUUAUUUGAUUUGAUUUGCAUGAUUUAAAUAGUCUGUUGUAUGUUUGAAAUAUAUGUGCUUACACCCAAGUCAACAAAACAUGGACACUAACAAAGUCUGUGUGAUAGUUGUGAAUUGUGGAUGUUGCUUGAGGAAAAUGUUCAGAUCUCUGCCUUAGUGGUAAAUUAUUUGCUGUUCAAAACAACACAAGUUCAGAUUUCAACUAGUAUCCAAAGUCAAAGUUCUAGAAAGUUGCAUCUUUUGUUUACGUUUGCAGGUUUGCAUCAGUACUUAUGAUUGUAUACAUGUUCAGUGAUUCAAACUAAUGCUUAGGGAUACAAUUUCGAGCUUUUAUUUCACUCUCUAGAUUUGCUUCAUGUUUAGAACUAAUUUUUGUUUUGACUGUAUGAAACUGUAACUUACCACCUCACAACAUACCAAUGAAAAUCUUGUGCUAAAUGUACAUACUUAUUUGAUUUAAAUAGAACAAUAUUCUGAAUACUUGUUGAUUUAUGUUUACAAUUAAUUCAUGUUAAAUUUUUUAUGAAAUAAAAAAAUGUUGAAAA
Molecule: messenger RNA, 6282 nt
Organism: Biomphalaria glabrata
Lineage: Eukaryota; Metazoa; Mollusca; Gastropoda; Planorbidae
Product: zinc finger protein 532-like
Exons: 3
Coding region: 297-4457 (1386 amino acids)
Biological process (GO): regulation of transcription by RNA polymerase II
Cellular component (GO): chromosome
Molecular function (GO): chromatin insulator sequence binding
Source: RefSeq, a predicted model, not a curated record